This is a messenger RNA of Misgurnus anguillicaudatus (oriental weatherfish), 5452 nucleotides long. It is a transcript of the gene glceb, whose product is annotated as glucuronic acid epimerase b. Lineage: Eukaryota; Metazoa; Chordata; Actinopteri; Cypriniformes; Cobitidae. Gene Ontology annotation, biological process: heparan sulfate proteoglycan biosynthetic process. The record is from RefSeq and is a predicted model, not a curated record. Gene Ontology annotation, molecular function: heparosan-N-sulfate-glucuronate 5-epimerase activity. Gene Ontology annotation, cellular component: Golgi apparatus.
CUCGCUGCAGCGCUGUUACAGGCUGAGAGAGUGGCUGCCUGACUGCCAGAAGAUCUACCGUCUCGCUCUCAAGCAUUGCAACUUGCGGUCUUGCGGUUGUUUACGUUACCUUUAAACUUUUAAAAGGCCAGACGAACGGCGUACUUUGAUGUUUAAAGGUAUGAUGGGCUCCUCGUAAAAGCAGAUCCCUAAAUGAAACUGCGCAGAGGACUUGUGGCAUAUAAUGCAAUGACAGCACAGUCAGACAUUCUCUGGUGAAUGGAGCUGGGUAAGCAGUGAUGAUGCGUUGUCUGUCAGCCCGGGUUCACUACAAGACCUUGAUAGUGAUCUGUGCACUCCUCUCCCUGCUCACGGUCGUCCUGUGGAACAGAUGCACAAGCGAAAAGUCUCUCCGCUUUCUCCCUCGGCACCCUCAGCCCCCUCCCAGCCCUAAAAUAGACAGCCAUCCGCAGCAGCCCCAGCCCCCUGAACCGCCACCUGUGGUGGGCGGAGUACGUUACGAAGAGAUUGACUGCCUGAUCAAUGAUGAUGUCACCAUUAAGGGCCGUCGAGAAGGCAGCGAGGUGUAUCUGCCCUUUGGCUGGAUGGAGAAGUACUUCGAGGUGUACGGGAAGGUGGUCCAGUACGACGGCUACGAUCGGUUUGAGUUUUCUCACAGUUACUCCAAAGUAUACGCCCAGAGAGAGCCAUAUCAUCCCAGCGGAGUAUUCAUGUCCUUCGAAGGGUAUAACGUGGAAGUGCGUGACAGAGUCAAGUGCAUCAGUGGAGUGGAAGGAGUACCUUUAUCCACCCAGUGGGGCCCUCAAGGAUAUUUCUAUGCUAUUCAAAUAGCUCAGUAUGGCCUGAGUCAUUACAGCAAAAACCUGACAGAGCGUUCGCCCCAUGUGGAGGUGUACGACACGGCGGAGGAGAGAGACAGCAGAUCUAGCACAUGGAGCAUCCCUAAGGGUUGCUCUCUCACCAGAGUCUAUGACAAGACCAGAACCACAUUCGUUCGACAGUUCAGCGCUACAGAUAACUCGGAGGGCAUCUCGCUUCCCCUUGGCAACACAAAAGAUUUCAUCAUCUCUUUCGAUUUGAAGUUUACGUCCAAUGGUAGCAUCUCCGUUGUCUUGGAGACCACCGAGAAAGGGCCUCCAUUUGUUAUCCACUACGUAAGUACCACGCAACUCAUUUCAUUGAAGGACCGUGACAUCACCUAUGGAAUUGGCCCUCGGACUGCAUGGACCACAGUCACGCGUGACCUCCUCACUGACCUCCGCAAAGGCAUCGGCCUGUCCAACACCAAAGCGGUCAAAGCCACCAAGACUAUGCCUCGGCGUGUCGUGAAGGUAGUGCUUCACGGCCACGGCACAAUAGACAAUAUCACAAUCUCCACCACUUCACACAUGGCGGCGUUUUUCGCCGCCAGCGAUUGGCUGGUGCGCAACCAGGACGAGCGGGGUGGUUGGCCGAUCAUGGUAACUCGUAAACUCGGGGAGGGUUUUCGCUCUCUAGAGCCCGGUUGGUAUUCUGCUAUGGCACAAGGGCAGGCGAUGUCUACGUUGGUGCGUGCCUACCUGUUCACAAAAGACGACACUUACCUAAAGUCCGCCUUGCGUGCCACUGGACCUUUCAAACUGCCCUCGGAGCAGCACGGGGUCAAAGCUGUGUUCAUGAAUAAAUACGACUGGUAUGAGGAGUAUCCCACAAUCCCUAGCUCCUUCGUCCUGAAUGGGUUUAUCUAUUCCCUCGUAGGCCUGUAUGACCUGGCACAAACAGCGGGUGAGAAUCUCGGUAGGGAAGCAGGCCAGCUGUUCAGCAAGGGGAUGGAGUCCCUCAAGGUUAUGCUGCCCCUGUACGAUACAGGGUCGGGCACCAUCUACGAUCUGCGCCACUUUAUGCUGGGCACCGCACCCAACCUGGCACGCUGGGACUACCAUACAACGCACAUCAACCAGCUCCAGCUGCUAGGUUCUGUUGACAACUCGCCCAUCUUCAGGGACUUCAUCAAGCGCUGGAAAAGCUACCUGAAAGGAGGGAGGGCCAAGCACAACUGAAAUGGAGCACAGGGGGCCUAUUAAAUCUCUUUCAAAUCCUCUUCCUGACUGCCACCGUAAGGACCAGAGGAGGCCAAGUGUAAGACUUCUAGCCAUGGUCUGCUGCAGUUUGUUGCAGGGGAAAAAGGACUGAACACUCUGGUAGCCCUCUGAUUUUCUGUUUGAGACAGUAAUUGCAGUGCUUCUUGUGUGUGUGUGCUGAGGUUUUAAUUAGAAACGAACGCAGCUGCUUGCAGCAUGUGUCUUGUUGAGGAGGGGAGGGCUUUGGUAUUUUAAUAUUCAAAGCUUCAGAUCUGCAGGUCUGAGUGAGAAUGUGUCUGCCUGAGAUUUGCCACAUCUGGGCACACUUCAGUCGAGACGAGAUGAGUGCAAAGCGGCUUUCAGAAUCUUCUUCCAAAAUAACGCUCAGAAAUGAAUGGGUCACCAGACAGGCAAAAUCUUUUAAAAUAAACAGUUAAAAAGGACUGUAGAGAAAUCAACUUAAGCUGUAAUAGAUGUUUGAUAAGAUAUAAGUUUAUAACCCAUGACUAGAAUAGUAAGGCAUAUAAGCUACAGGGGAAAUGUUGAAGAUGUCCACGAGUGUAGCAUUGCUUGUUUCAGAGAGCAGUUAUAGUUUACUUUUUCGGAUUGAUGUUGGAUAGACACACAACACCUCAUGUUCAACCCACACUUCAUGAUGCAUCAUACUCUUUAACUCUCACCACAAUCAUUAAAUGGACAUUCCACUUUUUUAAAAUAUGCUCAUUUCCAGCUCCUCUAGAGUUAAACAUUUGACUCUUACCAUUUUGGAAUCCAUUCAGCUGAUCUUCGGGUCUGGUGCUACCACUUUUAGCAUAGCUUAGCACAAUUCAUUGAAUCUGAUUAGACCAUUAGCAUCGGGCAAAAAAUAACUAAAGAGUUUUAAUAUUUUUCCUAUUUAAAACUUGACUUUUCUGUAGUUACAUCGUGUACUAAGGCCGACAGAAAAUUUAAAGUUGCGAUUUUCUAGGCAGAUAUGGUUAGGACUAUACUCUCAUUCUGGCAUAAUAAUCAAGGACUUUGCUGCCGUACCAUGGCUGCAGGAGGCGCAAUGAUAUUACGCACUGCCUAAAAAUAGUACCCUGCCAUUAAAAGUAACCAAGGGGACUAUUAUCGGGCAGUGCGUAAUAUCACUACACCUCCUGCAGCCAUGUUACAUCAGCAGCGUCCUUGAUUAUUACGCCAGAAUGAAAGUAUAGUUCCUAGCCAUAUCUGCCUAGAAAAUCACAACUUUUAUUUUCCGUCAGUCUUAGUACACAAUGUAACUACAGAAGAGUCAAGUUUUAAAUAGGAAAAAUAUCGAAACUCUUUGGGUUUUUUUUAGCGCGAUGCUAAUGGUCUAAUCAGAUUCAAUGGAUUGUGCUAAGCUAUGCUAAAAGUGGUAGCGCCAGACCCGGAGAUCAGCUGAAUGGAUUUCAAAACGGUAAGAAUCAAAUGUUUAACUCUAGGAGAGCUGGAAAAUGAGCAUAUUUUCAAAAAAAGUGGAAUGUCCCUUUAAGGCUGUCAAUAAUACAGUCCUGCCUAUUAUGUAUUCGAAGCUUUAGAAAGCUGGUUGAAGGUGCAGAUAUCUUAAGUUAUUAAGUGUAGACUUAAAGCUUUGAGUACAUCACGUCAGUAGCUUUAUCAGAAUUUUAAGGAGCUCAGUACAGUGGUGUAGGCCAUGGUGUUUAUCCGUGUAGUGAAUAUCUGAAACCUCAGUUGAAGUAAGUUUCAUGUAGACUGGUCAUGCACUUUACUUCUGUGGCAUGCAUGUGUGUGUGGUGAGGAUGCCUUUAUAGAAAUACUUGUGAGGAAUGAUCAGUUCAGUUCUGACAUUUAUUCAGUAUUUCAUUUCAUACCUUAAUAUGAAUAAUUUUCAACUUUGUUUGCUGAAUCCAGUGUUAUUGUAGCUAUAUCUAUUUUCGGUGACGGUAUUUUGAGCAUAUUUUUGAACUCAAUCUUGUUUGGUUAAUGUCAAACACCAAAAUAUAUAGAGCAAAAGAAUGGGGAUAUGUUUACUCUCACUCUCCCUACGUCAAUAAAAUAAUUUAAACUCCUCACUGGCCAAGCUUCAGAGCGUGGAGACCGUAAGAUUUUUUUUUUGAGCUUGAAAAGGUUUUGCUAAUGUUGUCCUGAUGUUUCAGAGGGAUUAGUCGCUUGACCUCAUGCAGCAGAAAAACUCCACGUGUCUGAAUUCUGUUUAUCUUACCUGAACAUAGUAGCCGAGAUUCCAUUAUCUGGCAACCUGCUGCUUGGAAUCAUCUCGAACAGAUGUUUUAACAUUAGGAUUUUUUUGGGAUUUAGAUUCUCUGCAGGAAAAUAUGACAUUUAUAAAGGUUUGACAUCAAAGCUGCUGGUUUGUUGAUGCUUGUUUGACUGCAUCUAAAGGCUGUGCUGUAACUGUGUUAACCCUUUUUCAGUUGAAAACUCAUUUAUUUUCCCCAUGAAAAUCAGGUCGCUAUUCAUGGAUAUCAGAAGUAAUACUAUGCACAUCUCAUAUUUGUCACUUGGUGGGCGAAUAAAAUAUUAAAAUGUAGACUGGCGUUACUACAGAGAGCCUAUACGUUUUGUUUAUACCAAAGUCUUUCAAGUUUAAGUUGUUUUAUUUGAGACUUUCGUUCUUGGUUGUUGUGUAAUGAAGAGCAUAGAGCAUUUAGAGGUCAUUUUUUUAGUUUGGAAAAAAGGAGGAAUGUUUUAGGAGUGGUACAUAUUUAUGCCUUCCUCCUCUGAGGAAAUGCCUUUUUGAUACUAUUUUUGUCAGUGUAGAUUUCUAUAAUGUGGAGUGUGUAGCAAAUGGAACAGGGAAAAUAUUAUUAAUCAUCGCUGUUUAUGGGAAUGUGUGCAACUCAUGAUGUAGAGCUCAGCGCUGUGUGUUUCAAAAGGAAAAAGAGAUUUGGAACAAGAUAUUUGUUCUUUGAAUCUUUUUCGAAUCAGCCUCCUUUUGAAAUUGGUUCAAUAAAACGUUUUGUUUGCAUUUGUGUGAACUCCUCAGAAUAAAUGUAUAAAGCACAACAAUAGUUUAUUUUAGUUAAUUUAUUCUCUUUUUUUAUAAUAUUUGUGCUCUGGACAAUGUGCAAAAUCUUCCUCUGAAAGCUGCUGCAGUUUCAAAUAUUGAAACUGUAGAGUUCAGGUUGAUCUUCUUUUCUUUCUUUUCCUUUCUUUCUUUCUUUCUUUACUGUGUUCUUUCCAUUCAUAGCUUAUAAACAGACAUGCAAGAUGUGUUUCAUGUGUAUGCAAUAAAUGGUUGAACUGGAUCGCGACAGCUUGCACACCCAGAGGUUGUACAGACUUCGCAAAGGAAGCACAAUGUGCACGUGCGAUCGUUUUUAUGCAGGAAAAAUGUUUAUUAAAGUCUUUGUGCUUUAAAAUAGCUUUUUUAAAGUUGUAUUAAUAAAGGCAUUUCUUUUUAUACACAA